Molecule: messenger RNA, 2129 nt
Organism: Rubroshorea leprosula
Lineage: Eukaryota; Viridiplantae; Streptophyta; Magnoliopsida; Malvales; Dipterocarpaceae
Source: the annotation of a GenBank genome assembly
UGAAUCUCUACGCUUCUCUCUCUGCAAUCACUCCUUGAGAGCAUCUAUCACUCCUUGAGAGCAUCUCUCUCUAGAAUACUGAGUAUUGCUGACUUGAGCGUCGGAGUGUUUUCCCCGAGGAAACAACCUCGGGAUUUUCAGGUGUAGAAGCAGCUGAGGGCUUCAACAGUGUUGGAUCGCGAAGCUGCCGAAACAUUGGCGCCGUCUGUGGGAACUCGAACAAAAAGCUGUGUGACUUAACCUGCUGAAAGACAAAAUGGUCCGUACCUUUACAGGAGAACGCCCCCCAAGAAAUGAAAUAGACGAACAGGAGGACGAUCACGUAUCUGAGGCCGGAUUGAAUGACUUUAGGCCGAUGCCAAGAAAUCUUUUUGUAGGAGGAGUCGAACAGGAUCACCUAAGUGAGACGGAUGAUGAAAGAACACCAACUGGGUCAACAGAACCUGCUCGGACAACCGAGCUCGAAGAGAGAACCAGAGUUCUCAAAAUGGCAAUGGGAAGAAUCCUUGCCCGCUUAGUCCCUGAUGACCCCCUGAUUCCUUUGCUGAAUAGGGAUGCGCAACCAGCUGUGGUUGUGGCGACUAGAAACUCACCCGCUCUAAGCAAUAUAGUAGUGCCGACCAGGCCGAGGGGAAGUGGGAAGUUGAAUAUCGAGCCCAGCUCGUCCAAAUACAGUGAAGAAUUGAUGAGAAAGAACGCAGACCUUGAAAGGCAACUGCAGGAUGUACAGAAAUCCAUUGACGAGCUGAAAAGCCCCCGGUCGCAUCAGCAAACUUUGGAUUUGGAUAGUGCUCCGUUGAACCUAUCCAUCACGGCAGAACCAUAUCAAGAGGGAUUCAAAAUUCCCCACCUAGAGACAUAUGAUGGCACGAAAGACCCGGAUGAACAUCUACACACCUAUCAAGCCAUCAUGAGGAUUCAAAACGCCAACGAUGCUAUGAUGUGCAAAGUAUUCCCGGCGACACUGAAAUCAACAGCCCGAAGAUGGUAUCACAAACUCCCUAGGCAUUCAAUAGAUUCGUUUUCCCAGCUCGCCAAGUUGUUCUCUAACAAAUUCGCAAGCCAAAGGGAGAUCAAACCCACAGCAACUGAGCUGAUGCAGGUUAACCAGAAGGAAGGGGAGUCUUUGAGAGAUUACAUGCAACGGUUCAACAAAGCCACAUUGGACAUUGAUAAUGUCCCGGACACAAUCUGCCUGUCCGCCCUGUUGCAUGGGUUGAAGCGUGGCCGGUUCCUAGACGACCUGCUUGAAAACCCACCGAAAACGUGGAAUGAGGUGAAUGACAGAGGCCAAGAACAACAACCGAGAAGAGAAGAAAAGAAGAAACAGAAGGUCGGUGAGCAAUGGGGGAAACCAGCUGAGUUCCCGAAAUAUGCCAGUUACAUUCCUUUGACCUUGCCCAGGUCUCAAAUCCUGGCACAAAUUCAGCACUGGGUUCGGAGACCUCCACCCCCACUACAUGAUUCCCCGAGGGCAGAUAAAAGCAAGCAUUGUGACUACCACCGUGUAUAUGGUCACAAUACCGAGGACUGCCAACACUUGAAGGACGAGUUAGAGUUUUUGGCUCGUAACAAGAAGCUAGAAGGGUAUGUCCAGAAGCCUCACACCCAGCAACCCACUCAAACCCAUUUUGUACAGGCAGCGUACCGAGGACGUCCUUUCAACAGGAGAGGGCAGGGACCGAGAACUACUGCCCCGAAUCAAAAAGACAGAAAAGGGGUAGGUUAUGCUGGGAUACCCCCACCUUCUAGUACAAUAAACAUGAUAUCGGGUGGUGUUCACUCAGGGGGCCAAAGCGCCCGAGCUCGCAAGGCAUAUGCUCAACAGGUGAUGACCGUCAACAAAAACAGACCAUUUAAACGGCCGUUUGAGGAAGCAGAAUGGGAAAAUACGCCCAUUACAUUCAGCCCGGCAGAUUACAAGCGCACAGAAGGAGAGCCCGAAAUUAUGAUGCCCCAUGCAGAUCCCUUUGUGGCAACAGUUCAUAUAGGCAAUCAUAAUGUCAAUAAGGUGUUUAUUGACACGGGCAGUUCACCAGAUAUCCUAUACUGGGGUUGCUUUCAGAAGAUGCAGCUAAAUCCGAGCUCGCUUUAGAAGCAUGAAGGGCCAAUAUACGGGUUUGAUAACC